AUGCGGUGGGUGCUGCAGUACUUUUCUGCCGGGAUCGAGAUGAUGCAAAUCGCCAUGCGGCGAUGCGCAGAAUUUCUUCCUCUUUCGAUUUUGGCUGGAGCUGAAGGUCCUCAAUCUCUCGUGGCUGCUGCUACAGCGGCCGCUGCAAGAGCUGGCGUGCCGCUGUGUUGGGGCAGUGACGGCAGGCUGCUCUCCCCACCUUCGACGGCAGCAGCCGCAGGAACGGCAGAGGCUUCGCUCUCAGUCGUUGUUGUGCCUCCAGAAGGAAUAGAAGACAUUCCAGCAGCGCAUGCGCAAGUGGGGGCACAGCAACUGUCUCGUGACCGAGUGCUACACCACAUUAACCGUAUGGCCCCCAUACUGGAGCUGCGGUGGAUUGCUCAGCAGCGCGAGCUGCAGGAGCAGAGGCUGCAGCAGCAGUUGCUCCUGCAGCAGCAGCAAGAGGAGCAGAAACGUUUGCAGCAAGAGAUGCUGUUGCAGCAGGAACGGCUGGUACAAGAGCAGUUGGCAGAGGAAGCACGGGAGAUUGCGGCGUCUCUGCCUUUGCGGCCAGCGCCAGAUAAUGCGAAGCCGCAGCAGCAACAACCAUAUCAGCGUAGUCCGCAGCCACAGCAGCAACAACAGAAGCGGAAGCAGAAGGAUGGGGAUGGUUUUAUCGAUGACUCCGCGGAAGGCGCACGCAGUGCGGCCGAGGAGGACACCCCGAAGCGCCGCAAAGACAGCAGCAGCAAGAAGAAGAAGAAACAAAAGAGAAAAAAGCGGAGUAGAUACACGGACGAUGACGAGCGGUUGAUGCUUGCAGCAGCAAUUGACGCUGCACAGGAGGAGGGGUUCGGCUCUGCAACUGUAGCAGAGGAGAGAGAGGGUGCAACACAAACCUCCCCAGCAGCUGCGGACGGCGAUGUUGGGGUCGCUGCGUCUUCUUUGCCUGCAGCCUCUGCAGAGGCUGAUGGUACAGCCACUGGGGACGAGCAGUUGCUUUCUCCAGCGAAGCGGCAACGUGAUUUGGCGGUUGGCGAUGACAUGGAGGCUGCAUCGCCAACUGCAGGGGCAGCGAACCGAGGAGAAGCAGCAGAGGACUUAGUGCAUGACGACAGCGACGACGCAGAAGCAUCUAGCGCCUUCCGAAAGAAGCACAGCAAACAUAAAUCCAAAAAGAGGAAAAAGAAAAGAAGCAAAAAUGUAGGAGACUCAGACUAA
Cyclospora cayetanensis is the source of this 1200-nucleotide messenger RNA. Its product is annotated as bromodomain-containing protein DDB_G0280777. The transcript has 3 exons. NCBI's taxonomy places the organism in Eukaryota, Apicomplexa, Conoidasida, Eucoccidiorida, Eimeriidae. The record is from RefSeq and is a predicted model, not a curated record. Bases 1 to 1200 code for a protein of 399 amino acids.